UAUCUGAUGUGUCACAGUCACUUGCGUCAGAGAACAUGUAUCAGGUUUAGGUUCUCUUGCUGAAACCUGGAUUAACUUGAACUGAGAAGAUGAGAGAGAAAGCGAAAGGAUCGAUCAGAUUAAGGAUGUUGGACUUCGGGUGCCGGCUGUGGCACCUGACGCUGGUGCUGUGUCUCACAGGACUCCUGCAGGGGGAUCUGUGCUACGGUCAGCGUCUGGUCCAGAUCCAGGAAGGUCCUCUGUAUAGAGUGAAAGGAUAUCCCAUCUCCAUAUCCUGUAAUGUUAGUGGGUUUAAAGGCCCAUCUCUGCAGGAUUUUGAAUUUAAGGUCAGGCCAUCAAACAUGGAUAUAAAUAUCAUCAGUACUAAAGAGCAGGACUUUGCCUAUGCAAUAUUCUCCAAUAGAGUAAGUGUAAAAGAUAUUGAGAUUGAGAGGUUGUCAGGAUCUUCAGUUAUCUUGAGGAUCAAAAAUUUGCUUGAAGGGGAUGCGGGUGAUAUCUUCUGUCAAACCCCAACCACUGAUCCCACAUAUUUUGGAAGUUAUGAAGCGGAAACAAAACUUAAUGUGAUUGAGGACACCCUGAAGGCAUCGUACUCUGGCUCUUACUCUCAGAGCUUGUCUGAAGGUGAUCCUCUUCAGCUUGAGUGCCAGGUCUCCAGCGAGACUUAUCAGCACACCCAUCUGUCGGUCAGCUGGUUUCUCCACAGUGGAGCGGAUGAGAACCCCCGACCAAUCAUCACUCUGGACAAAGAUCUGACUGUAAAGCCAGGAGCUGGAUUUGAGGAUCGCUACCACGCAGGUCUUAUCAGCAUGGAUAAGGUGGAGGACACAACCUACAGACUGAAGAUGUCGCAAGUUCAGCAGUCUGACCAGGGGAACAUCUACUGCAAAGCCAGUGAGUGGAUCCAAGACCCAGACCGUUCCUGGACACAGAUUGCCCACAAAACCAGCACAGCAUGUAACGUGGAGGUCAAACAAAUUGUGGCCCCUGAUGAAGGUUCGUUCAGUGUCUACAUGAAGGCCUCAUUGGGGCCCCUACAGGUGGGAGAUGCACUGGACAUCCACUGCAGUGUGAAGGCACUGAGUCUUCCUGGUCAUUUAUUUUCUGUGACCUGGCUGAAGAACCAGAAGAGCGUGGCUCAGAUUGGAUCUUCUGGGAUGCUCACCGUGUUUGACAGUUAUAAAGAGAGAGAGAAUGCAGCGGAGAUGAGAGCAGUGAAAACCAGUCGCACGGACUACUUGCUGACCAUCCGUUCGGCUAGGGCUGAAGACCAGGGCGAAUACCAGUGUGAAGUCUGGCAGGAAGACAUAAAUGAUGAUGGCACCUUCAGAAAAAUACAAAAACAACUGUCCAGUCCAGAGACUGUGAACAUCAUGGCCAAAGAGAGUGAUCUGACGCUGGUCAUGGUGAUGGAGGAUGCUGUGACUGAGGGAGAUACACUACAGGUCUCCUGCUCGGUGUCGGGAUCCAAAGGUCCUUUAUCAGUGUCAUGGCAACACAAGAAAGACUCUGGGGAUUCCUUCAGUGAUGUCAUUAGUCUGACCCAUGAGGGAGUGAUGAAAGAUAUUGGGACAAAGUAUCAGAGCAGAAAUGUUCAAACACUCCAAUCUCCAGCUGGAAACUUUACCCUGGAGAUCGGUGCAUCUGCAACAUCUGACAGAGGCGAAUACAAGUGCAUUGUGUCUGAAUGGACCACACAGAGCAAUGGAGAGAUGACGAAAGCCAACACCCAGUCUCAGCAAAGAGCCAUUUUAGUUAAAUCUGUUGAAUCUCUAAUGAAGGUGACCUUGAAAAGUCGUACAACAAAUGUGCCUAUAAAUUCUCCAGUAGAAUUACUAUGUAUAGUCAAAGCGCCUAAAGUGUCUCUGGCUGUACGCUGGAUGUUUCAGCCGCCCAAUUCAACUGUACAGAGGAAUAUUUUAUCCAUACUCCACACUGGAGAAAUCGCCUGGGGAGCAGAUCGGAGAAACUAUCAGCUGUCCAUUCAGACACAGCCGUCAGCCACACAUUUUUUGCUCAUAGUCCCACAAGCCAGCAAGCAACAAGAAGGACAAUACCAGUGCCAAGCUGAUGCCUAUCAAAAGAAUGUACAGAAAGCCACGGAGAACUCCUACCUGUUGGCAGUGACUGUACAAAAACCUGUAAGCCGGAUGAGCCUGUCCAAACUCAAAUCUCGCCUGGAAACCACUGUCAACACUGAUGCUAAGAUUGAAUGCUCAGUCUUGACGACAACCACAAAUACUUCUCGUUUCACGAUAACAUGGAUGAUUGGCUCCCAGAUGCUCUUAACUAUGGACCUAGAUGCUGUUAUCAAGUUUGGCCCCGCAGCUGGCCUAGAGAUGGACCAGAGAAUCCGCAUGGAAGUAAGACAGAAACAGACCUUCCAGCUGACAGUCCAUCAGGUCAGAACAUCUGACAGUGGACAGUAUCGCUGUGAGGUGGAAGAGUGGCUCCAGGAUCCUCUUGGUGACUGGUAUUCCCUAAAGAAAAUGUCUGGUUCUACAGAGCUUGUUGUCAAUGAGAAAGCCAGUGAUUUCAGAAUGAAUAAAGCUAACACUCAGCUGAAGGUUAAAGAGGGAGAGCAGCUGGUGUUGAAUUGCUCAGUGGAGGGUAUUGGGUCUGAUUCCACACUUCGCUACUCCCUUUCCUGGUUAUUUAACCGAGAUCAGUCCUCCAGUGUGACACUUCUGACCUAUAGUUAUGAUGGCCGUCUGAUAUUUAUCAGCUCUGACUCAGAGUUUGGGGGACGACUCCAGUUCUCCAGCCCAGCAGUGGGUGUCUUUCAGUUGGCUAUACAUAGAGCCAUCCAGGAGGACAGGGGGCGCUACUACUGUCAAGUUCAUCAGUACCAGCUGGACUGUAAAGGUCAAUGGUCAUCUAAGGCAAGCGACAAGUCAGGUUACACAAAUGUUAGUGUUCAGCCUAUAGAGAACAAGCUGCAUGUGCACAAGGAGGACAAAAGCCUCAAUAUCACCAAUCUGCAAGAGGGGGUCACCGUUGACUGCAUCAUUGACUCACGGUCCAGUGAUGUAUCUGUGUUUGAGGUGACUUGGUCCAGGGGUCAGAGAGACGAACGACCCAUCAUCAUCUUCAAGGCCAGCCGUGACGGAACCUUACACAGUGCAAUCGAUGACAAAGAUCUGGUGUUUAGACGCCCAAGUGCCAUGCACUAUAAGCUGACUGUGCCAAACAUCAACCCCACUGAGACUGGCCUUUACUAUUGUCAGGUUGCUGAAUGGAUUCAGACAGCUGCGAGCAAGUGGAGAAAGAUUGGCGAAGACAAGUCUGGAGAGCUAUCCGUCCAUGUGGACACUGCGGAGAGCAAAAAAACAGACAGCUUCACCAUGGACAGGACUGAAGAGUAUCUUGACAUCAAAGAAGGAGAGCCGUUUGAGCUUGCAUGCUCUUUGAAAGUAGAAAAAGAGGAUCCUACACGUCACUACACUCUCAAAUGGGUGUUUAAUAGCCUGGAAUCUACUAGCGGGAUAACUUUAUUGUCAUACUCUUAUAAUGGUCGUCUACAGUACCUUACAGAAAACAAGCAACUUAAGGACAGGCUUCGCUUCUCUAGACCUACUUCCAAUACUUUCAAUCUGGUUGUAUUAAACUCAGAUACAGCUGAUAGUGGAAGCUACCAGUGCAGAGUUGAGCAGCACCAGCUCGAGUGUGAGGGCCAGUGGAAACUAAUGGCACAAGCCCAAUCAGGCUCAACUAACGUCACGGUUCACAGUAUUGAAAGUAAACUGCAUGUUAAGAAGGAGAACCGAAUGCUCAACAUCACCAAUCAUCAGGCUGAGUUCACCGUUGACUGUGACAUUGACUCUCAGUCCAGUGAUAAGUCUACCUUUGAGGUCACCUGGUUUAAGGUUCAGGAGGAAGGACCAAUCGCUAUAUUCACUGCCAAGCGUGACGGUAUUUUACACAGUGCAAUCGUUGAUAAACAACUGGUGUUUGGACGACCACAUGCCACACACUACAAACUGACUGUGCUGCAGAUCCAGCCCACUGAUGCGGGGCAAUACUACUGUCAGGUAGAGGAGUGGCUUCCCACCGCUGACAACUGGAGGAAAUUGGUUACAGAUACAUCUGGAGAGCUCUCGGUCCAUGUCCACACUGAAGGUGUUUCUGUAAAACAGACAAACCCGUUAGGACCAGCACUGGGAAUCACUAUUCCUCUGAUUUGUUUACUUGUGUUGGUUAUAAUACUAUUGUUGAGAAGAGAGCACAAGAGGAAUUGUGAUCUGAAGAAAAAGAAAGCCUGUCUGUGGGCUGAAAACAACCCUCUUACCCCUAUGCCGGAGGUCAGUUCUCCUGAGGCGGAUUAUUCCUGA
Messenger RNA from Rhinichthys klamathensis goyatoka, 4331 nucleotides. Its product is annotated as immunoglobulin superfamily member 3-like. Lineage: Eukaryota; Metazoa; Chordata; Actinopteri; Cypriniformes; Leuciscidae. Bases 90 to 4331 code for a protein of 1413 amino acids. The record is from RefSeq and is a predicted model, not a curated record. The transcript has 11 exons.